This is a messenger RNA of Telopea speciosissima, 3650 nucleotides long. RefSeq names its product ubiquitin-activating enzyme E1 1-like. Lineage: Eukaryota; Viridiplantae; Streptophyta; Magnoliopsida; Proteales; Proteaceae. The coding region runs from base 41 to 3493 and encodes 1150 amino acids. The transcript is spliced from 6 exons. The record is from RefSeq and is a predicted model, not a curated record. Gene Ontology annotation, biological process: ubiquitin-dependent protein catabolic process; DNA damage response; protein ubiquitination. Gene Ontology annotation, cellular component: cytoplasm; nucleus. Gene Ontology annotation, molecular function: ubiquitin activating enzyme activity.
AUUAUCUAUUUUUCUGUUUUCGUUGAAAACUUAAGAGACGAUGGCGUAUAGAUUAGUGGUUGGGAUAGGGUUAGGGUUUUCGGUUCUGACAUCUGUCGUUCUCGCUUUUGUCUUUGGGACGACCUCUUUCGAUCUCAGUUUCUUGAAUAUUUUCCUGUUAUUGAUCUUUUUAAUGGGAUGCGGCGGGGUUUUGAGCAGUUUGUUGCACUAUAUGCUUCCUAGAAAGAGAGCUGUUGGAGGAGAGGUAGUUGGCGACGACAGUCACAACACGGAAGCUUUGUUGAAGAAAAAUCGGAUUGAUUCAUUGAUCUCUUCGUCUGACCCCUUCAGAGCCACACCAGAUACGGUCAACGACAACAAAGACAUCGGUAGCAGCGGCGGCGAGAACAACUUCAGCAACAGUAGCAGCGGCAACAACCACGUUGGGCAGCCAAACAUGGCGUUGGGUGAUGGAAAUCCACCAGAUAUCGAUGAGGAUCUGCACAGCCGGCAGCUUGCUGUGUAUGGCCGGGAGACGAUGAGACGGCUCUUCGGCUCUAACAUCCUCAUCUCAGGGAUGCAGGGCCUCGGUUGUGAAAUUGCGAAGAAUCUUGUUCUUGCUGGUGUCAAGUCGGUGACUUUGCAUGAUGAAGGGACAGUGGAGUUGUGGGACUUGUCCAGUAACUUCAUUUUUUCUGAGGAUGAUGUGGGGAAGAACCGUGCGCUGGCUUCAGUCCAGAAGCUGCAAGAAUUGAACAAUGCUGUGCUCAUUUCUACCCUAACUACUGAAUUGACUAAGGAGAAACUUUCUGAUUUUCAGGCAGUAGUUUUUACUGAUAUUUGCUUGGAUAAAGCAAUUGUAUUUGACGAGUACUGCCAUAAUCAUCAGCCUCCAAUUUCCUUCAUCAAGGUUGACAUUCGAGGUCUUUUUGGUAGUGUGUUCUGUGACUUUGGACCUGAGUUCACUGUUAUUGAUGUAGAUGGUGAGGAACCACACACGGGUAUAAUUGCUUCCAUCAGCAAUGACAAUCCCGCCCUUGUUGCUUGUGUUGAUGAUGAAAGGCUUGAGUUUCAGGAUGGGGAUCUUGUUGUCUUCUCUGAAGUAGAGGGCAUGACUGAAUUGAAUGACGGGAAGCCAAGAAAGGUUAAGAAUGCAAGGCCUUACUCGUUCUACCUUGAGGACGACACGACAAAUUAUGGUGCAUAUGUCAAAGGUGGUAUCGUCGCACAGGUAAAGCAGCCAAAAGUAUUGCACUUUAAGACAUUGAGAGAAGCACUCAAGGAUCCAGGUGAUUUCCUUCUGAGUGACUUCUCCAAGUUUGAUCGUCCUCCUCUGCUACACUUGGCAUUCCAAGCACUAGAUAAGUUUAUAUGCGAGGUUGGACGCUUUCCUGUCGCUGGGUCGGAGGAAGAUGCUCAGAAGCUGAUAUCUUUGGCCAUUAAUAUUAAUCUGGGUUCAGGAGAUGGGAAGCUGGAGGAGAUUGACCAGAAACUUAUGCGUCUUUUUGCAUUUGGUGCUAGGGCUGUUCUAAAUCCCAUGGCUGCAAUGUUUGGUGGUAUUGUUGGCCAAGAGGUCGUGAAAGCGUGUUCUGGAAAGUUCCAUCCACUUUUUCAGUUCUUCUACUUUGACUCGGUCGAAUCCCUUCCUACUGAACCAUUAGACCCUGAUGAUGUGAAACCAUUAAGUAGCCGUUAUGAUGCACAAAUUUCAGUGUUUGGAUCCAAGCUCCAGAAGAAACUAGAGGAAGCAAAAAUUUUCAUGGUGGGAUCUGGUGCACUAGGGUGCGAAUUCUUGAAGAAUCUAGCUCUUAUGGGAGUUUGUUGCAGUGAGAAAGGGAAGCUAACCAUUACUGAUGAUGAUGUUAUAGAGAAGAGCAACCUCAGCAGGCAGUUUCUCUUCCGAGAUUGGAACAUUGGACAGGCCAAAUCUACCGUUGCUGCAUCUGCUGCUGCUUCAAUAAACCCUCGUCUUCAUGUUGAGGCCCUGCAGAACCGGGCAAGUCCUGAGACCGAAAAUGUGUUCAAUGAUGCGUUCUGGGAGAAUCUGAAUGUUGUGGUUAAUGCGUUGGAUAAUGUUAAUGCUAGGCUUUACAUUGAUCAGAGGUGCUUAUAUUUUCAGAAGCCACUUCUCGAGUCCGGAACACUAGGUGCCAAAUGUAACACACAGAUGGUAAUUCCUCAUCUCACUGAAAACUAUGGUGCCUCAAGGGAUCCACCUGAGAAGCAAGCACCCAUGUGUACGGUUCAUUCAUUCCCUCACAACAUUGAUCACUGUCUGACAUGGGCCCGGUCUGAGUUUGAGGGCUUACUUGAGAAGACACCAGCAGAGGUAAAUGCAUAUCUAUCCAAUCCAAGUGAAUACACGGCGGCUAUGAAGAAUGCAGGUGAUGCUCAGGCCAGGGACAAUCUGGAACAUGUUCUUGAGUGCCUUGAUAGCGAGAGAUGUGAAACAUUCCAAGACUGCAUCACUUGGGCUCGUCUAAAGUUCGAGGACUACUUUGCCAACCGUGUGAAGCAGUUGACUUAUACUUUCCCUGAGGAUGCAUCAACCAGUACUGGGGCCCCAUUCUGGUCAGCUCCCAAGCGUUUCCCCCGCCCAUUGCAGUUCUCUGCUGACGAUCCUGGUCACCUUCACUACGUUAUGGCAGGAUCAAUAUUGCGUGCGGAGACAUUUGGCAUCCCGAUUCCUGACUGGGCUAAGAAUCCUAAGAAGUUGGCUGAUGCUAUUAAUAAGGUGAUUGUUCCUGAUUUCCAGCCCAGGAAAGGAGUGAAGAUUGUCACUGAUGAAAAAGCUACAAGCCUAUCUACUGCCUCUGUAGAUGAUGGGGCAGUCAUCAACGAUCUGAUCAUGAGGCUGGAAGAAUGCUGGAAGAAACUUCCUCCAGGUUUCAGGAUGAAUCCAAUACAAUUUGAAAAGGAUGAUGACACCAAUUACCACAUGGACUUGAUAGCUGCACUUGCGAAUAUGAGGGCAAGAAACUACAGUAUUCCAGAAGUUGACAAGCUCAAGGCCAAAUUCAUUGCGGGGAGGAUCAUCCCAGCCAUUGCAACUGCUACAGCAAUGGCUACUGGUCUCGUGUGUCUGGAACUGUAUAAGGUUUUAGAUAUGGGACACAAGCUGGAAGACUACCGCAACACCUUUGCUAAUCUGGCACUCCCACUUUUCUCAAUGGCAGAGCCAGUCCCACCCAAGGUUAUCAAGCACCGGGACAUGAGCUGGACUGUGUGGGACCGCUGGAUGUUAAGGGACAAUCCCACCCUCAGGGAUCUAUUGCAGUGGCUUAAAGACAAGGGGCUGAAUGCUUACAGCAUUUCAUGUGGAAGUAGCCUGCUAUACAACAGUAUGUUCCCAAGGCAUAGAGAUCGAAUGGACAGGAGAGUGGUGGAUCUUGCCAGGGAAGUGGCUCGCGUGGAGGUGCCUCCAUACAGGAAUCAUUUAGAUGUUGUAGUGGCAUGUGAGGAUGAUGAGGACAAUGACAUUGACAUUCCUCAGGUCUCAAUUUACUUCCGGUAGGCUGUUUGCUCGGUCAGUUGACAUGGCAAGGGGGUUUUGGUUGAGAGCGGUUUUAUUUUCCCUGUUGCCUCUGAACCUGAUUCAGUUGAUUCCAAGUAUUGGAUGUUUAUAACAAUACACAAACUUCACAUAAUUAAAAGUUAACCUUGUUUGCAUG